Messenger RNA from Linderina pennispora, 538 nucleotides. RefSeq lists its product as uncharacterized. Bases 60 to 419 code for a protein of 119 amino acids. The transcript has a single exon. The record is from RefSeq and is a predicted model, not a curated record. Lineage: Eukaryota; Fungi; Kickxellomycota; Kickxellomycetes; Kickxellales; Kickxellaceae.
GCAUCUUGCAAAAUCUGACACAUACCCGCUUAUCCUCAUCUGAACAUACACUAAUAGCAAUGCACUUCAAGACCAUUGCCAUCCUCGCUGCCUCUGCCGGCUAUGCCACAGCCACCCUCGACCUCCUGUCAGGCAGGCCGCUGUCCGAGGCAUUGUUUGGUCUGACUCCAGCCCAGGUUAAGAACAUUGAUAACCGCAUCAUGCGCGCAGAGACCAACAGCAUGGCCGCUGUCGCCAACGCCUACAGCAAUAUUGGGAAGACCCUGAUCCAGAUCUUCACUGAGGUCGACAAGAACAGCGCCCCGGCAUUCAAUGAUGCUGCUGCUGCAGUCUCCAAGGCAUUCACUCCUGAAGUCAGAGCCAAGGUCAAGAAGGCCAUUACCACCAUUGUCGAUUCGACCCUGGCGGCCGCUCUCUAAUCAAACACCCGCUUUCGAAUAAAUCUGAUCAUUUAUUUUCUACCAAGGCUGGAAAUCGGCACUAAUGCUGUGCGAUUUGCUCGGUGCCUGGCCAAGAAAAGCAGGACAGCAUGUGUAUG